Molecule: messenger RNA, 267 nt
Organism: Endocarpon pusillum Z07020
Lineage: Eukaryota; Fungi; Ascomycota; Eurotiomycetes; Verrucariales; Verrucariaceae
Exons: 1
Coding region: 1-267 (88 amino acids)
Source: RefSeq, a predicted model, not a curated record
AUGGAGACGAGUUAUUGGGGAGCAAACCCACCCACCGAUGAAUACACGAUGAAAGGACUGGUACAUGAAGGGAAACUACAUCGAAUACGACGAGAUAAUCCCCCCGGGAGAGUGAAAGAACUCCUCGAGCCCAGUGAGCGGCCACCACAACGGAGGAAAACGGCCCCCCACAGAGAACAGGACACGCUGCUCGCCAUGAGCAACCGAAGUUUCAUGCUGCACGCGCUGCAACCCAAGCACACCGUGAUUCAAUCCUCGACCAGCUGA